GCUGAAGGAGAGACCAAGGGCGAUAAGGCCAAAGUUAAGGAUGAGCCCCAGCGGAGAUCAGCGAGGUUAUCUGCUAAGCCCGCUCCUCCCAAGCCAGAGCCCAAACCUAAAAAAGCAGCUCCAAAGAAGAGCGAGAAGGUGCCCAAGGGGAAGAAAGGAAAAGCUGAUGCUGGCAAGGAGGGAAACAACCCUGCAGAAAAUGGAGAUGCCAAAACAGACCAGGCACAGAAAGCCGAAGGUGCUGGUGAAGCCAAGUAAAACGUGUGAAUUUUUGAUAACUGUGUACUUCUGGUGACUGUACAGUUUGAAAUACUAUUUUUUAUCAAGUUUUAUAACAAUGCAGAAUUUUGGUUUACUUUUUUUUAAGCUAUGUUGUUAGCACACAGACCGCUUCAUUGUUGUGUUCUGGGGGUGGGGGGCAAUGGGGACAAAAGCCAUUUAGUCUAUUUCUCAAAACCUAAAUUUUAAUAAGAAAAGCUUCUGCCAGUCCCCCAGUUUUUGGAAGAAGGGCCCUUCCUGCAGGGAGGAAGAAGGGAUUCCUCCCGUUGUCUCGGUGAACAUCAGAGCUCCCUCGGUGCCACCAGCCCUGCCCCGGUGUCCCCCGCUCACCCCGAGCCGUCACUCCAAACCACAGAGCUGGGUCUGCAUUGCUGCCGUCCAGCCUGGCCUGUUCUGCCUCAGAAAGGAGCUGCUCUGCCUCUCUCCCCCUGUGGACCCUCAGAUGCAGAAUUUCUGCCCCUGCAGUUCGUGCUCCCCUCCAAGUCAGGGUGGGUUUGUGCAGCGCUGUCAGACAGCGCGCCCACCCUCACUCUAAACCUCACCCGGUGCCAGCCGAACGUUCUGACGGUUUUUAGCAACUUCUCCAUUCCGGUAGUCCACAAAGGGAGGGGAGUUUGACAGUUGUUGUAAAAUGUUGCGGAUUGUAGCCCAUGUCCUGCCUAAAUUACCAUGAUUGUUCAUGAAAAGUACCUUUAAUAAAGCUGGAUACGGUUUGGCUUGGACUGUU
Zonotrichia albicollis (white-throated sparrow) is the source of this 1006-nucleotide messenger RNA. The record is from RefSeq and is a predicted model, not a curated record. Lineage: Eukaryota; Metazoa; Chordata; Aves; Passeriformes; Passerellidae.